This is a messenger RNA of Arachis duranensis, 744 nucleotides long. Its product is annotated as beta-carotene isomerase D27, chloroplastic-like. The transcript has 5 exons. The record is from RefSeq and is a predicted model, not a curated record. Bases 73 to 744 code for a protein of 223 amino acids. Lineage: Eukaryota; Viridiplantae; Streptophyta; Magnoliopsida; Fabales; Fabaceae.
UCCCUCUAUUCUCCAUAGUUGUUUCUCUCUCUUUAUCUCUCCCUCUCAAAAAUAAUAAUAGUGGAUGCAAAAAUGAUGAUGGCACAACAUGGCAAUAAUAGUCUAACACUAACUUCACCUUAUCAAUGGAUGAUGAAGUUGAAGCAUAAAUCAAAAUCUCCCUUUGUAGUUGGAGUUCUUGCAAGGCCAGCUGAGAAUAUUGCUCAAGAAACUAAUGUCUACAAAGAUAAUUGGUUUGAUCACUUAGCUAUAAACCAUUUAUCAAAAAGUGUUCAAGCAUCAACAGGACACAGUAAUAGAAAGAGUGGAUAUGAGAGCCUUGUAGAAGCAGCGAUGGUGGCUUAUAAGGAAUUUAAUUCUAAUGAACAGAAAGAAGUUAUCAUUCAAGCACUUGAUAGAGCAUUUCCAAGGCCAAUACUUAUGUUGAUAAGGACAAUGCUACCACCAUCUAAAUUUGCAAGGGAAUAUUUUGCUGCUUUCACCACUUUGUUCUUUGCUUGGUUGGUCGGACCCUCCGAGGUGAGAGAAUCAGAGAUGAAUGGAAGAAGAGAAAAAAAUGUAGUCCACAUAAAGAAAUGCAGGGGAAAAAAGUGGGGUGUGAAGAAACGAACCAUAGCAGUGAUAGCAGUGAAGGUUUGUAGUAUUAUUGUCGCUGCUAUUUGCUCUGCUUUUGUUGCUGUUGUUGUUACUGUUGGGACGUGCCACCAUAUUCGUGGAUACCAAAAUAACAAACUUUGGCUUUAG